Molecule: messenger RNA, 5407 nt
Organism: Phacochoerus africanus (Common warthog)
Lineage: Eukaryota; Metazoa; Chordata; Mammalia; Artiodactyla; Suidae
Gene: THBS2
Product: thrombospondin 2
Exons: 22
Coding region: 272-3784 (1170 amino acids)
Biological process (GO): negative regulation of angiogenesis; cell adhesion
Cellular component (GO): extracellular region
Molecular function (GO): calcium ion binding; protein binding
Source: RefSeq, a predicted model, not a curated record
GCUGGACGGGGACCCCCGUGCCAGGUGCUCGCAGCAAACGCGAGAUCAGAGGAGGAAUUAUGUCAUUCCCGGGCAGGAAUGCCUCCAGCGUGCUCCUGCGUGUGUCUGACUGACAGCACCACACAGGCUCCGGCGCCUAUAAAGGAGCCCCGCGCCCGCUCCUCGCAGCGCAGCGUGGGGCCGGGUCUCCCUCCUGGACGGCGCUCCGGGCUGCGAGGAGCCAGCCCCGCGGGGUCUCCACGUUGCAGGGUUUUCACUGGAGGGAAGCAGGAUGCUGUGGCCUCUGCUGCUGCUGGCCUCGGGGGCCUGGUCCAGCGCUCGGGCUGGUGACCAGGACGAGGACACCGCCUUUGACCUCUUCAGCGUCAGCAACAUCAACAGGAAGACCAUCGGGGCCAAGCAGUUCCGGGGCCCGGACCCCAGCGUGCCCGCCUACCGCUUCGUGCGCUUCGACUACAUCCCGCCGGUGGGCGCGGAGCCUCUGGGCCGCAUCGCCGAGGCCAUGCGGCGGAAGGAGGGCUUCUUCCUGACGGCCAGCCUGAAGCAGGACCGCAAGUCGCGGGGCACGCUCCUGGCGCUGGAGGGCCCGGGAGCCACGCGUAGGCAGUUCGAGAUCGUCUCCAACGGCCCCGCCGACACGCUGGACCUGACCUACUGGGUGGACGGCGCCCAGCACGUCAUCUCCCUGGAGGACGUGGGCCUGGCCGACGCCCAGUGGAAGAACGUCACGGUGCAGGUGACCGGGGAGACCUACAGCCUGUACGUGGGCUGCGACCUGAUGGACAGCUUCACGCUGGACGAGCCUUUCUACGAGCAGCUGAAGACCGAGCAGAGCCGGAUGUACGUGGCCAAGGGCUCCGCCCGCGAGAGCCACUUCAGGGGUUUGCUGCAGAAUGUCUUCUUAGUUUUUGAAAACUCCGUGGAAGAUCUUCUAAGCAAGAAAGGCUGUCGGCAAAGCCAGGGAGCCGAAGCCAACGCCAUCAGCGAGAACACGGAGACGCUCCACCUGAGCCCCCCGGUCUCCACGGGGCACGUGGGCCUGGGCGCGGAGAAGGGCCGGGAGGUGUGCGAGCACUCCUGCGAGGAGCUGGGCAGCAUGAUCCAGGAGCUGUCGGGGCUGCACGUCAUCGUGAGCCAGCUCCACGAGAACCUGCGCAAAGUGUCAAACGACAACCAGUUUCUCUGGGAGCUCAUCGGCGGGCCCCCCAAGACCAGGAACGUGUCCGCCUGCUGGCAGGACGGCCGCUUCUUCGCCGAGAACGAGACCUGGGUGGUGGACAGCUGCACCAAAUGCACCUGCAGGAAGUUCAAAACCGUUUGCCACCAAAUCACCUGCCCGCCAGCGACAUGUGCUGACCCGGCCUUCGUGGACGGCGAGUGCUGCCCGUCCUGCUUCUCGGACGGCGAGGAGGGCUGGUCCCCGUGGGCAGAGUGGACAGAGUGCUCUGCCACCUGUGGGCCUGGCACCCAGCAGAGGGGGCGGUCCUGCGACGUGACCAGCAACACCUGCCUGGGGCCGUCCAUCCAGACGCGGGCGUGCAGCCUGGGCAAGUGCGACCACCGCAUCCGGCAGGACGGCGGCUGGAGCCACUGGUCUCCUUGGUCCUCCUGCUCCGUGACCUGCGGGGUCGGCAACAUCACGCGCAUCCGUCUCUGCAACUCGCCGGUGCCGCAGAUGGGCGGGCGGGGCUGCAAGGGGAGCGGCCGCGAGACCAGGGCCUGCCAGGGCCCACCCUGCCCCGUGGAUGGUCGAUGGAGCCCCUGGUCCCCGUGGUCGGCCUGCACGGUCACCUGCGCCGGCGGCAUCCGGGAGCGGACGCGUGUCUGCAACAGCCCGGAGCCGCAGCACGGCGGCAAGGACUGUGUGGGGGACGUGAAGGAGCAGCAGAUGUGCAACAAGAGGAGCUGCCCAGUAGACGGCUGUUUGUCCAACCCCUGCUUCCCCGGGGCCGCGUGCAGCAGCUUCCCCGACGGGUCCUGGUCCUGCGGCUCCUGCCCCGUGGGCUUCCUGGGCAACGGCACCCACUGCGAGGACCUGGACGAGUGCGCCGUGGUCACGGACGUGUGCUUCACGACCAGCAAGGCGCACCGCUGCGUCAACACCGACCCCGGCUUCCACUGCCUGCCCUGCCCCCCGCGCUACAAGGGGAGCCAGCCCUUCGGCGUCGGCCUGGAGGCGGCCAGGACCGAGAAGCAGGUGUGUGAGCCUGAAAACCCCUGCGAGGACAAGACCCACAACUGCCACAGGCACGCUGAGUGUGUCUACCUGGGCCACUUCAGCGACCCCAUGUUCAAGUGCGAGUGCCGGACGGGCUACGCGGGUGACGGGCUCAUCUGUGGGGAAGACUCGGACCUGGACGGCUGGCCCAACAAGAACCUGGUCUGCGCCACCAACGCCACCUACCACUGCAUCAAGGACAACUGCCCGCUCCUGCCUAACUCUGGGCAAGAGGACUUUGACAAGGACGGCACUGGGGACGCCUGUGACGACGACGACGACAACGACGGCGUCAGUGAUGAGAAGGACAACUGCCAGCUUCUCUUCAACCCCCGUCAGUUUGACUAUGACAAAGACGAGGUUGGGGACCGCUGUGACAACUGCCCCUACGUGCACAACCCCGCACAGAUCGACACCGACAGCAACGGGGAGGGCGACGCCUGCUCCGUGGACAUCGACGGCGACGAUGUCUUCAACGAGCGAGACAACUGUCCCUAUGUCUACAACACCGACCAGAGAGACACGGACGGCGACGGUGUGGGCGACCAUUGCGACAACUGCCCCCUGGUGCACAAUCCUGACCAGACGGACGUGGACAAUGACCUCGUGGGAGACCAGUGUGACAACAAUGAGGAUGUCGACGAGGACGGCCACCAGAACAACCAGGACAACUGUCCCUACAUCUCCAACGCCAACCAGGCCGACCACGACCACGACGGCAAGGGCGACGCCUGCGACUCGGAUGACGACAACGAUGGAGUCCCGGAUGACAGGGACAACUGCCGGCUAGUCGCCAACCCCGACCAGGAGGACUCGGACGGUGAUGGGCGUGGCGACGCUUGUAAAGACGACUUUGACAACGACAGCGUCCCGGACAUUGACGACGUGUGUCCCGAGAACAAUGCCAUCAGCGAGACGGACUUCCGCAACUUCCAGAUGGUGCCCCUGGACCCCAAGGGCACCACGCAAAUCGAUCCCAACUGGGUCAUUCGCCACCAAGGCAAGGAGCUGGUGCAGACGGCCAACUCCGACCCCGGCAUCGCUGUGGGUUUUGACGAGUUUGGGUCCGUGGACUUCAGCGGCACCUUCUACGUCAACACGGACCGGGACGACGACUACGCCGGCUUCGUCUUUGGCUACCAGUCCAGCAGCCGCUUCUACGUGGUGAUGUGGAAGCAGGUGACGCAGACCUACUGGGAGGACCAGCCCACGCGGGCCUACGGCUACUCCGGAGUGUCGCUCAAGGUGGUGAACUCCACCACGGGCACCGGCGAGCACCUGCGCAACGCCCUGUGGCACACGGGGAACACGGAGGGGCAGGUUCGUACCCUGUGGCACGACCCCAAAAAUAUCGGCUGGAAGGACUACACUGCCUACCGGUGGCACCUGACCCACAGGCCUAAGACGGGCUACAUAAGAGUCUUAGUGCACGAGGGAAAACAGGUGAUGGCCGAUUCGGGACCCAUCUACGACCAGACCUACGCGGGCGGGCGCCUGGGCCUGUUCGUCUUCUCUCAAGAAAUGGUCUACUUCUCGGACCUCAAAUACGAAUGCAGAGAUAUCUAAACCAGAUUUGCUGUGUUUCCAGCAAAGUACUGUAGAAGCGGUCAUCCAGACAGCUCAGUGCAUCCCGGUGCUCACGGCUUCUCUCUCUAGCAGCACCUCUGUUCUCGACCCCUCACUCUGAGUGGUUCUCCACCUCCUGCCACCAGCCCAAGCCCAAGCGCCUUCAGAGGAUGAAUGUUACUGGAGCCAAAGAUACACAUCCAGCUCCACUGCAGGAAGACCGGUGCGGUGACACAUGAGACUUUACGUGGAGUGAAAAUUGAGCAUGAUACUAUGUUUUUUGUUUGUUUAAAAAGAAUGACGUUUACAUAUGAAAUGUAAGUACUUACUGUAUUUAUGUGUAUAUGGAGUUGAAGGGGAUUUUGUGCAUAAGCCGUUAUCAUAAAUUAAGCAGGAAAAUUAUGGCUACACUGCUUUCAGUGCUUUCAGUUGGGUGGGCGAGCACCCAGAUCCUGUUAGGUCAAUUGUAAAGAAGGGUCAGCUCAAGUGGGAGGUAGUGCCGUCGUAAGACGGAGGUCAGAGGGUGAUGUGGCCGUGGUAACUGCCUGGAACAUGAGAAUGGAUCCCAGGAGUGAAAGAGCCCCUCCCCACUCUCCUGUCCCGCAGUGGGAGCCCCAGGGGCGCAGUUCUGUCCAGGAAGGAAUGUCUUGCAAAGGGCUCAUUUCUGCAAAGACGUAGGACGGGGAGGGUGGCCCUUCGAGGCGGGGCAGACCUGGGCGAAUCCUCGGCACUUGCCUCCGCAUUCUGGUCACCAGAAUCCUUGCUGGAGCAUCUCCUGUGGGCCUGCUGCUGGGGGAGCGCCAGCUGAAAAGCAAAUGGGCGACCGCACUUUGGCAUCUCACCCCAUCCCAGAGGCUUUGACACCUCAGACAGGUGGCUUUUACCUAACUCGGUAACACAUUUCAUUAAGGUUCCGGUCAUAAAUGCUGUGUUAAUAUUUAUUGAAUGAAUGCAGAAUGAAGUUCCAUCCACCAGUAACUUAUUUUAAAUAAGCCAAGUAGCCCCAUGUAGUAUAAUUUCUAGACGUAAACAUAUAACUAGUAUAUAAGACACAGUUACAGCAAAUAUCUUCCUGCGAAAAUACACGGCUUGAUAAUACUACGGUGUCAUCCUAACGCGUAUGCUACCCAAUGUGAUGGACUAAAUAAAUACUAAUGAAGAGUUGACCAUGGAACCUUAAUACAUUCUAUUGCCGGUGACUUUCAUCCUUUCUCGUGGUCAUCUAUCUGCUGUGUGUAGGAUCUUAAGACGCUGGAUCCUGAGGACACGUCUGAGCAGACACAGCCAUUGAUCCGUCAUCAGUCGCGCACACACGUUUGGUUUUGUUGUUGCUGUAAGUUGCGUGAUCUUUGCGCAGGAAACACUCGUUAAUCUCACUCCAGGCGGGGACUCGGGAAGAAGACUUUGUCCGGUCCCUCCUGCGAGAAGGAUCUCACUCCACGGCCGGGGAGAGGGCCACGACCCGUCUUUCCUUGCGCCGCCCGUCUCCUAAAGGCAUGUUUGUUGCUUCCUCUGAGGUGGAUUUUCCUUUUGUUUUGCUGCACUUUCUACCUGUCUUGGUGGGGCUGUAUUCCCAAGACCAGGAAGGGCUGGGAAACGUCAUUAAAUGGAAGUUGUGACGAG